Molecule: messenger RNA, 2541 nt
Organism: Rotaria socialis
Lineage: Eukaryota; Metazoa; Rotifera; Eurotatoria; Philodinida; Philodinidae
Source: the annotation of a GenBank genome assembly
AUGUCUCGAGCUGGUGUUUCGAAUCGUUUUGUUAUUGUUGCUAAAGAACAACCUACUGAAACGUUGCCUCCAAUUGAAUUAGACGAAGGUACCGAUUUAGUAUCCAUUGAUGAGGCACUUAAAUCAAUUGUGGCUGAUGUGCGCACUAAUCCAAUGAUAUGUGAGGCCAAGAGGAAAGCACGCCAAUCAUCGGACGGCCUGACUCUUAAUGAAUCAAUGUCCAUCUAUUUAUAUACAAUGGGAUCGCUCGAGGAGAAUAAUUAUUUUUACAAAUUAUUGAAUGAGAAACUUCGUACUAAACAACGGGAGGAUCUGAAACCGUGGCUCUCGUACUUAAAAAAUUUUCUCACUGGACUUCACAAAUUACCAUCAAUACAAACAAAAGUCUGGUGUGGAUUUCAUGGUAACAUUGAUGACUUUAAUAAAGAAAAUAUUAUAUUGUGGGGUUUCACUUCUUGCACCACCAUGAGAGAAUCAAUUGAACCGCGUUUGGAUCAAUCCGAUAAGCGCAUUCUGCUUUCAAUCGAAUGUAUCAACGGAAAAGACAUUAAAUCUUUUUCUAAAUAUGACGAUGAAAACGAAGUAUUACUUGUACCAGGUACUUGUUUAACUCUCCAGGGAGUGCCUAGACAGGCAGAUGGUUUAUACACUAUCCAUUUACAAGAAACUAAUUCACCACAUCAACUGUUCAAACCACCAUUCAACUUAUCACCGUCAGCAGUCGACGUACGUGUUCAUAAUAUACGCGAAGAUUUCAAGCCCAUUUUCUCAAAAUCUCCAGAUGUACCUGUAUCAUCUCCUGUCGAUAAUUUAGAUACGGUGCAUACUGAUCUUGGUUCUCCUACAACUCAUAACGAUGUUGUCAAUGGCCGGACUAUCUCUGCUUCGAAAAAUAUGAAACCUGAUGAAUCAAUUCCAAAGGACAGAAAGGAUGACCAAGUAACACCUUCUAACGAUUCAAACAGUAAUCAAAUGCCGGAAGAUACUGAGGAAGAUAAAAAGAAGCCCGUUGCCAACCGGAAACGUACUCCAUCGCCACACACUCCAUUAACUGAUGAAGUAAAGACUACUAAUAACUCAAGCAGCAAUCAAAUCAAGAAAGCUAGAGCAACAAGUGGUAAAAAUACGCCACCACCCAGCAAGCCAAGCGGUACUCCAGUGACUGAAGCAACAGCAAGUGGUAAAAAUACGCCACCACGCAACAAGCCAAGCGGUACCCCAGUGACUGAAGCAACAGAAACUGGUGAAAGAAAGACAUCCGCGCGAAGAAACAACGCUGAACUCGCUGCCAGUAACGCAGCUAAUCAAGCGCCGACUUCUUCUGAAACAGAGGAUACCAAAAGAAAAAACGAUCUUGGGUCUAAUGAAUCUUCUGAUAACGAUGAUAGCUCAGAAUGUUCGUCCCAUGAAGAUAAUAGCACUUGGUUUGAUGUUCAGUUUCACGAUAACAAGCAAACAAAGGUAAAAAAACCUGAUGAGCUUCAGAAUGCAAUGAAUGUACCCGAUGUAUCAAUUAAUCGCGAAAUUUUGAAUCGUAUUCGAGGAUCUAUGACAGGAAUGGCUUUAGGUGAUGCUCUUGGUGCCCACGUUGAAUUUCGACCACAUCAGUUUUUAGUUAACAACCCAGUUAAAGAUCUUGAAUCUGGAGGAACAUGGGGUCUUACAAAAGGACAAUUUACCGAUGAUACUUCCAUGGCACUUUGUUUGGCUAAUUCAUUAGUAGCUUGUCAUGGUUUUAAUCCUUAUGAUCAAUUGGUUCGCUACAAAUGGUGGUACAAAUUCGGAUAUAUGUCGUCGACUGGAGAUUGUUUUGAUAUUGGAGCAGCUACUAGUAAUUCUCUACGAGAAUUUGCGCGUCGUCAGAAAGCAUUUGCCAAUGAAUUCAGCAUUCCCUUGACAGAAAUGGAUCGUCUUCCAAAUAGUGAACUACGACAGAAAUUCAAUGUUUAUUGCAGUGAAGAUGGUGUAGCAGGCAAUGGAGCUCUUAUGCGUCUUGCACCAGUACCAUUGUUUUUCUAUAGAAAUCCUCCAUUAGCUGUGGAAUAUUCUGGUAUUAGUGGACAAAUCACUCACGGAGAUAGAAAAGCGUACGAUGCAUGUCGUUACUAUGGUGCUUUAAUUGUUGCUGCUCUUCAGGGUUAUAAGAAAGAACAAAUACUUGACAAUAACUUUUACGGGAAGCACAAAGAAUGGUUUGGCAAAGAGAAACUUCACCCUGACAUUGAGUCAAUCUCUAGAGGAUCAUACAAAAAAGAUGGAUAUGAUGCUGGUAUUAGAGGCAAAGGCUAUAUAGUUAAUGCUCUAGAAGCUGCUCUGUGGGCAUUUUGGUCUGAUAAGAAUUCAUUUGAAACAGGUGCUCUCGCUGCUGUCAAUCUUGGUGAUGAUACAGAUACAACAGCUGCUAUCUAUGGUCAGCUAGCUGGAGCACAUUACGGCUAUCAGAAAUUGCCUAAGAAGUGGCUUCACUUUGCCUAUGCUAAAACGUUUAUGCACAAAUUAAGUAAAUGGAUUGCAUACGAAGGUGAAUGUUGGAAAAAAUGA